Molecule: messenger RNA, 783 nt
Organism: Marmota flaviventris (yellow-bellied marmot)
Lineage: Eukaryota; Metazoa; Chordata; Mammalia; Rodentia; Sciuridae
Product: kallikrein-2-like
Biological process (GO): regulation of systemic arterial blood pressure; zymogen activation
Cellular component (GO): secretory granule
Molecular function (GO): serine-type endopeptidase activity
Source: RefSeq, a predicted model, not a curated record
AUGUGGUUCCUGGUUCUGUUCCUCGUCCUGUCCCUGUGGGGGACUGGUGCUGCGACCCCCAUCCAGUCUCGGAUCAUAGGGGGCUGGGAGUGCCAGAAGAAUUCCCAUCCCUGGCAGGCGGCCGUGUACCAUCAUGGUUUGGCAGUGUGUGGGGGCGUCCUGGUGCACCCCCAGUGGGUCCUCACUGCUGCCCACUGCUUCAGAAACAAUAUCCGGGGCGCUCUGGGUCGUCACAACCUGGGUGCUGAGGAGGACACAUCCCAGCUGGCCCCUGUCACCUACGCCUUCCCCCACCCGCUCUACAGCAUGAACUAUCUGAAGAGUGCCACCAGCACCGCCGAUGACAGAAGCCACGACCUGAUGCUGCUCCGCCUGUCGGAGCCUGCCCGGAUCACCGCCGCCGUGAAGGUCCUGGACCUGCCCACCUGGGAGCCAGAAGUGGGGAGCACCUGCCUGGCUUCUGGCUGGGGCAGCAUACAACCAGACAAGUUCUUGAGCCCAGGGACUCUCCAGUGUGUGGACCUCAACCUCAUGCCCAAUGACAUUUGUAGUAAAGCCUAUUCUGAGAAGGUGACAGACACCAUGCUGUGUGCUGGGCGCUGGCAGGGUGGCAAGGACACCUGCUACGGUGAUUCGGGGGGCCCGCUCAUCUGUAAUGGCAUGCUGCAAGGUCUCAUGUCAUGGGGCAGUGAUCCCUGUGCCGUGCCCCAACAGCCUGCCCUGUACACCAAGCUGAAGGCUUACCGGAAGUGGAUUGAGGACACCAUGGUGGCCAACCCCUGA